CAUGGCUGCGGCGCCGGGGCUGCCCUUGUGCCUGCUCCUGCUCGGGCUGCCCUGGCGGGUCCCGGGCCGGCUGGAGCCUGACACGAGCCGGCGCUUCUCCGAGCACAAGCUCUGCGCGGACGAGGAAUGCAGCAUGUUGAUGUACCGGGCUGAGGCUCUAGAAGACUUUACAGGCCCCGACUGUCGUUUUGUGAAUUUUAAAAAAGGAGACCAUGUCCAUGUCUACUAUAAACUGGCGGGGACGUCGCCGGAAGUUUGGGCUGGAAGUGUUGGACGUAUUUUUGGAUAUUUUCCAAAGGAUUUACUUCAGGUAGUCCAUAAAUAUACUAAAGAAGAACUACAAAUUCCAGCAGAUGAGACAGAUUUUGUGUGCUUUGAUGGGGGAAGAGACAGUUUCGAUAACUAUAAUGUAGAAGAACUUCUAGGAUUUUUGGAUUUGCACAAUUCUGCAACUAGAGAUUCUGAGAAAGCUCUAGAAAAAACUUCUCAGCCUGUGGAAGAACCUCCUGAAGUAUCUGAAGAAAGUGACCCUGCACCUGAUUCAGUGCGAGCUACCUCAGAGGAAAGAGAAAGUGUUUUCUCAGAAAGCACCAAGGAACUCCAGGACAGACAUGAGGCUCAGAAGAACCACCCCCAUGGAAACAGUCAAAGAACUCACCCUCAGGGAGGUCAAUCCUCAUUGGAACCGCUGGAAGACAUGCUUCAAGAUAAAUUAAACGUGUCAGCCAGUGAAAACAACCUAACCAGCAAUGGCUCUCAGUUCUCAAACGAGCAGAAGACUGAUGCUUAUAAACUUUUGAAAAAAGAAAUGACUAUGGACUUGAAAACCAAAUUUGGCUCCACUGCCGAUGCACUUGUGUCUGAUGAUGAGACAACCAGACUCGUUACUUCAUUAGAAGACGAUUUUGAUGAGGAAUUAGAUGAUGAGUACUACGUAGUUGGGAAGGACGAAGAGGAAGAGAAUGAAGAAAACUUGGAUGAGUUGCCAUUACUAACCUUCACAGAUGGAGAGGAUUUGAAAAUGCCAGAGAAAUCUGAAGUUGAGAAAUAUUCAACCGAUAAAGAGCAGAAUUCAAGUGAAGAGGAUGAGGUGGAGGUAACUCAGUCCCUUGGCAUCAAAAAGGGUGAUAAAAAUAUACUAACAACUUGGGAGGAUACUGUCUUCUCUGCUGUCGAAGAAGGUGCAGAACAAACAGGUAUGGAUUUCGAGAGUUCUGAUGAAGAGGAAGAAGAGGAAGGUGAGGAUGGAUUAAUCCCAGACAGCAAAUGGGGGAAACCACAAUCAGCAGCAGAUGAGAAUGACCCUGAAAAGGUAGAAGAUGGUCUUUUGACUGUAGAAGUUCCUAAAACAAAUAAUGACAAAAACCCAUUAAUGGACACAGAACUUCAUAUUAAAGGAAAAGGGAGGACAGUUGAGGAAUCCAACAGGGACCUGGUGGAAGGUAAGAAAGGAUUAGAGGAUGGAAAGAAAGAAGACAGGACUCUGCCUGGUGCCACACAAAGCAGUAACCUCAACUCUUCGCCAGCUGUUGAAAAGGGUAAAGAAAUAUUAAAAUCGGCCUUUUAUAAAAAAGAAAACAAUCUAAAAGGAGCAGUUGUUCAUAUCUCAAAAGAAAUGGUCCAUGAAGAGAAGCCUGGAGAACAGAUUUCGGAAGGUGGCUCAGUGAAUGUAUGGGAACAUAGAGCUGCAGGGAAUGAAAUGAAGGAAGAAAAGAUUAAACAGGAAGCCAUGGAUGGUACACGGCUCUUGGAAGAUAAUGAGCAUAAUGCAUCCAGAGACAGUGUGGGGAAGGGAGUAGAUGCUUCCGGAAAUGGACCAGAACAACACAUGCUCGCAGCGGAACAUCCAAGUGAGGAAUUUAAAGAGGAACAGCUUCUUAAAACUCAAAAUCAACCUCGGUUCUCCUCUCCCGAUGAAAUUGGUUUGUCAGCAGAACUGGAAGAUGAGGGUCCCAUUCUGGGGAGAAAUCUGUCUGGGGAGCCAGGCGGAGAUGUGGCUGCUGCAGUUCACAGGCAAGUGAAGGAGAAGACAGGGCUAAGUGAGGAAGCGGUCACAGGGGACCCCUUCAGGGAAGAGCGUGCUCAUCCACAGCCAGGCGCUCCGGGAGCAGAAACAACAGGCCAGGCUGAUGGCACAGAGGUCCCAGGCUUCCAUCCUGAAAGACCAGAAGCAGAGGAUGACGAUUCCAGCCCUGAAGAACUGCUGGAGGAUGAAAAUGCUGCAAGUGCAAAACAGUCUAAAGAAAAAGGCCCUGAGAUGCAGGACAGGCAGUUAGAUGUUAAUCCGCAAGUCUCUGGAAGUGGAAUUUUCGACCCCAUAAAUACUAAUGUAGAAACUGAAGAAAACAAAGAAAACACUAGUAAUAUUUUGGAAACUGAAAGCAAAAAUGAAACUGAGGGCAGAGGAGUAGGCACGUUAGGCAAGGAACCUGGUGGCCCGGAGGCGGAGUCAGAAGAAAGCCCUCCUGCAGAUCAGAAAGCACAGGGACCAUCGGAAGGGAGUGACUUUCCUGACAAGAGAAACUAUCAGACUCCGGAGUUAGGCGAAGUGCUUCAGAGUGAAGACCCUGCUUACCUUAAAGAAGACAACCCUGGGGAACAGCCAAAGACCUCGGGGCUCGCAGCGGAGCCCGGGCCAGAGCUCUCGAAAGCAGGCCAGGAGGACACGGAGAAGUUCAUGGACACACACAGCCCGGGGGCGGCUGCCGAGGAACGGGAAGGCGACAUCCCCUGGACUGCACACGCAACCACAAGGCCGGAGCACAGCGCCCACAGGGAGGACCUGCCUAUAAUCGGCAGCUUCUUUAAGGAGCAGCGGUCCCUGCAGCGGUUCCAGAAGUACUUCCACGUCCACGAGCUGGAAGCCAUGUUCCAAGAAAUGUCGCGAAAGCUGAGGUCGGCUCAGCGGGACAGCCUGCCCUACAAUGUGGAGAAAGUCCUGGACAAGGUCUUCCGGGCGUCUGAGUCCCAGAUUUUGAACGUAGCAGAGACGAUGCUCGAUGCGCGCGUGACCGAAUGGAGAGAUUCGGGAAUGAAGGAAAGCAACAUUUUUGAAGAGGCCGCGGUGCUAGACGAUGUUCAAAACCUGAUCUAUUUUGUCAGGUACAAACACCCCACAGGGGAGGAGCCUGGACCCCUGGCAACGACGCAGUCUCCAGAGGGCAGCUCGGGGCGGCCAGCGGAAGAGAAAGAGCCACCGCUGGAAGAUAAUUUCCCACAAGAGAACAUAGAAGAUCUCAAAAUGCAGAUUCCCGAGGAGCCCGGCCAUUCAGAUCAACCUGUGACUAGUCACCUGGGUGUCUUAGAAGUGUCACAGAAGCUGAAUACUGAGAAAGACGAACACCCAGGGAUAUUUGUAACGGAAAGCACUCCUGACAAUGCUGUUGACGGAAAAGAGCAACUACAAGUACAUGCCGAAGAGCCAGCUAGUGCGAUGCCUUUCAUGGCUUAUUUGACUACGACGCUCCUUUCUACACUGCCUGGUGAUGUUCAGCCUGAUUUUUAUGGACUGCCAUGGAAGCCUGUACUUAUCACUGCCUUCUUGGGAAUUCUCUCAUUUGUCAUUUUCUUCUGGAGAACCAUCCUUGCUGUCAAGAGUCAUGUGUACCAAGUCACUGAACAGCAAAUUUCUGAGAAGUUGAAGAUGCUCAAGAAAGAAAACGCAGACCUUGUACAAAAAUUGUCAAAUUAUGAGCAGAAGAUCAAGGAAUCAAAGAAGCAUGUUCAAGAAACCAAGAAACAAAAUAUGAUUCUCUCUGAUGAAGCAACUAAAUUUAAGGAUAGAAUCAAGGAACUUGAAGAAACUAAGGACAAUCUGAAUGACACAGCAAAAAAUCUGCGUCUUCUGUUAGAAUCUGAGAGAGAACAGAAUGCCAAGAAUGAGGACUUGAUACUGGAAAACAAGGUAUCUUUAGAGAAGUUAAAGGAUGUUAUUGCCAUGAAUGCCUCAGAACUUUCAGAGGUUCAAAUUGCCCUUAACGAAGCUAAACUUAGUGAAGAGAAGGUGAAGUCCGAAUGUCAUCGGGUUCAAGAAGAAAAUGCUAAGCUUAAGAAGAAGAGAGACCAGUUGCAGCAGGAAAUCAAAGACUUGAAUAAAUCCCACGCUGAGCUCAGUGAGCAAAUCAAAUCAUUUGAGAAGUCUCAGAAAGAUUUGGAAGUAACUCUUACUCAAAAAGAUGAUAAUAUCCAUGCGUUGACGAAUUGCAUCACACAGUUGAAUCGGUUAGACUGUGAAUCUGAAUCGGAGCAUCAGAAUAGAACAGGAAAUGAAUCAGAUGAACUAGCAAAUGGGGAAGUGGGAGGUGACCGAAGUGAGAAGAUGAAAAAUCAGAUUAAGCAGAUGAUGGACGUUUCUCGGACACAGACGGAAAUAUCAGUAGUUGAAGAGGAUCUAAAACUCCUACAGUGUAAGCUGAGAGCCUCGAUGUCCACAAAAUGUAACCUGGAAGACCAAAUAAAGAAGCUAGAAGACGAGCGCAGCUCCCUGCAGGCCGCCAAGGCGGGGCUGGAGGAGGAGAACAAGACCCUGAAGCAGAAGGUGGAGAUCCUGAACGAGCUCUACCAGCAGAAGGAGAUGACGCUGCAGAAGAAGCUGAGCCAAGAGGAGUUUGAGCGGCGAGAAAGGGAGCAGCGGCUGUCAGCGGCCGACGAAAAGGCGGUUUCGGCGGCAGAGGAGAUAAAAACCUACAGGUGGCGAAUCGAAGAACUGGAGGAUGAACUGCAGAAAACAGAGCGCUCCUUUAAAGACCAGAUUUCUGCUAAUGAGAAGAAGGCGCACGAGAACUGGCUCAAAGCUCGUGCGGCGGAAAGAGCUAUGGCUGAAGAGAAGAGGGAAGCAGCCAACUUGAGACACAAGCUAUUAGAACUGACCCAGAAGAUGGCGAUGCUGCAAGAACCUGUGAUUGUGAAACCCAUGCCUGGGAGGCCCAGCGCACAGAACCCUCCACGAAGAGGCCCCCUGAGCCAGAAUGGCUCUUUCGGCCCCUCGCCCGUGAGUGGCGGAGAAUGUUCCCCGCCCCCGAGAGACCCGCCCACAAGACCUCUCUCUGCCACGCUCAGUCGAAGAGAUGUGCCCAGAAGUGAAUUUGGUUCAGUGGACGGGCCUCCGCCUCCUCUCCAGUGCUCUGAGGCACCUGGGAGCCCCUCUGCCUCUGAGCCCGGGUCUGGUGCAGCUCCCAUGAUGAACAGCAGCCCAAGAAGCGCUUCCCCUUCCAAGGUGGGUGAGGGCCAGCAAACGGUUCCCCAGGAGCCUGAAGGCGCUGCAGCUCCCAGCACCACACCUGUGGCUGAGCAUCCAGGAGCAGUGAAUGUGGCUGCAGAAGGGCCCCCUCCUUUCCCAGGCGUGCCCCUCAUGAGCUCCUCCAUGGGAGGCCCGCUCCCACCACCCAUCCGAUACGGACCACCUCCUCAACUCUGCAGGCCUUUCGGGCCUCGGCCAUUCCCUCCACCAUUUGGUCCUGGUUUCCGGCCACCUCUAGGCUUCAGGGAGUACGCACCCGGCGUUCCACCGGGAAAACGGGAUGUGCCUUUCGACCCUCGAGGAUUUGUCCCGGGACACCCUCAUUUUAGACCUGGAGGCUCUCCUGGCCCCCGGGAGUACUUCGUUCCUGGUCCCCGACUACCGCCCCCGAGCCAUGGCCCCCCGGAGUACCCUUCACCUGCUGCAAGAGACUCACUGCCGCCUGGCUCCAGAGAGGAGCCCCCACCUGCCUCUCAGAGCGGCAGCCAGGGCGCCUCCCAGACCUUGAAACAGAGCCCGUGACUCCGACAUGUCGCCGGAGAGGAGGUGGACUGUGCGCUACCCAUUACAGUCUUAAAUCCAGAAGUUUAAAUAAAGUUAGUUUUUAGACCUAAGCUGCCCCGGCAGUGUGCAUUUUUGAGCCAAACAAUGAAAAAAUACCAUUUCUCCCCUUAAAUAAAAAUCACCUCGUAAGCUAGAGCCUCCUCCCAACUUUGAAAUGUGCAAUAAAGAAUACCUGUGUUUUAGUUCAUGUAGCAUAUGUAACUGUUCAAUGAUUUAGAACGUCAUGAAAAAUAUGAACAUUUCCUGUGGAAAUGCUAUAAGAACAUGUAUUUCCAUUUAUUAUCCUGUUUUUAGUGGACACCAGUUGAACGCAGAGCAACGGUGUUUAUAAGCUUGAAUUUUUAAAGUAUCUGGUCGCAAGGACUGUUACGCUAAAAAUGUUUACUAAGAAAUCACUGAACUUUAUCUCCCCUCUUGCUGAAGUUCUUUGUAGUGGAAGUUCAUUAAAAUUUGGUUAUUAAUGUUU
Messenger RNA from Eptesicus fuscus (big brown bat), 6269 nucleotides. RefSeq names its product MIA SH3 domain ER export factor 3 (gene MIA3). Gene Ontology annotation, biological process: vesicle cargo loading; protein secretion; endoplasmic reticulum to Golgi vesicle-mediated transport. Lineage: Eukaryota; Metazoa; Chordata; Mammalia; Chiroptera; Vespertilionidae. Gene Ontology annotation, cellular component: endoplasmic reticulum membrane; endoplasmic reticulum exit site. The record is from RefSeq and is a predicted model, not a curated record. Gene Ontology annotation, molecular function: protein binding. The transcript has 29 exons. The coding region runs from base 2 to 5761 and encodes 1919 amino acids.